GGAUUGGCUGGAACUUGAUGAAGAACGCAACAGCUAUACCAUGAGCUUUCGAAUAUUACUGGGGUAACUCGGACGUGUUGAGCCAGUACGAUAUCAAUCAUUCAGUACUCGUGUUCAAUAAGUUUACCAAAUAAUAAUUAUUCAAUAAUUAAAAAAUAUUAAUUUAUUGGAUACUUUUUUGAAUUUUUAAAUUUUGUGGAUUAAUUUAAUUUAUACCAAGAUGGUAUGUCAAUUUGAUGAUGAUCUUGCUGAUGAACUGCCACCAGAACAAAUUGCUGUUUUACGCAAGGCGUUCGACAGUUUCGACAGAGAAAAAAGUGGCAGUAUUCCAACUGAUAUGGUUGCUGAUAUUCUCAGAUUGAUGGGUCAACCAUUUAACAAAAAAAUUCUUGAUGAACUUAUUGAUGAAGUUGAUGCUGAUAAAUCUGGUCGUUUGGAGUUUGAUGAAUUCGUAACACUUGCUGCUAAAUUCAUCGUUGAAGAAGAUGCUGAAGCUCUUGAAAAAGAACUUCGUGAAGCAUUCAGACUCUACGACAAAGAAGGAAAUGGAUAUAUUCCAACAACUUGUUUGAGAGAAAUUCUUCGAGAAUUGGAUGAUCAAUUAACAGAUGAAGAAUUGGACAUUAUGAUUGAAGAAAUUGACUCUGAUGGUUCAGGCACUGUUGAUUUUGAUGAAUUCAUGGAGAUGAUGACAGGAGAAUAGAUAAAUGUGGCAUUGCUAGAAGAGCAUUUUUUUUUUUAUCAUAAAGUUUUUUUUUUUUUUUUCCUUCAACUUUUUUUCUCGUUUUACUGAUUGAUUGCAUCUUAUUUUAUCGAUCUGCAUCAGACAAUCACUUUCGUACACAUUUAUUUUUAUUACAUUUUAGGAAAAUUGUAAUUACAAUAUUAUUU
Messenger RNA from Aphidius gifuensis, 891 nucleotides. It is a transcript of the gene TpnCI, whose product is annotated as troponin C, isoallergen Bla g 6.0301. The transcript has 6 exons. NCBI's taxonomy places the organism in Eukaryota, Metazoa, Arthropoda, Insecta, Hymenoptera, Braconidae. Bases 221 to 703 code for a protein of 160 amino acids. The record is from RefSeq and is a predicted model, not a curated record. Gene Ontology annotation, molecular function: calcium ion binding; enzyme regulator activity.